UGGAAUCUUGAGGUGUUUUGUUUCGGUGUGUGUCGUGGCCCCAGUGGAAAAGUACACAUUAUAAAUUCACAUAUCUUUACUUUCAUGCCUGGUGAUGAAGUCCACAAAUGCACGAGUGAGCCAUCGCAAGAAGUUGUUCCAGUCUCGGUCUCACUGUGUGGCUCAGAAUCCAGGCUCCAUGGACCUUUGUAUCACCAUUAAAGGAGUCUCGUUCCUCCUGCAGACGGGGCUGGGAGUUCUGGGUAAUGUGUCCGUGCUGAUGGCGUAUACGCAUAUCGCUUUCGUAGAGUCACACCUGCAGCCUGUGGAUAGAAUCCUGGCUCACCUGGCUUUCACCAACUUGCUGCUUCUGCUGACGCGUGGCGUCCCACAGACAAUGGUCAUCUUCGGACUGCAGAACCUUCUGGACGAUCCUGGCUGCAAAGUGGUGAUCUACGCCUACCGCAUCGGCCGUGCCCUUUCCGUCUGCCUCACCUGCAUGUUGAGCGUCUUCCAAGCACUGACCAUCACGCCAUCAGCUGGACCGCACCUGACCAAGCUAAAAUCUCAUCUCUCACAGUUGGUUUUGCCUACCUUCAUAGGCUUGUGGCUUCUCAACAUGAUUGUUUGUGCUGCGGCUCCGCUGUUCACGAUGGCACCUCGGAACGGCACCGUGCCCGCCUUUACUCUCAACCUCGGCUUCUGUCAUGUCAACUUCCAAGACAACCUGUCAUAUGUGGUGAACGGAGCGAUCCUCUCAACACGAGACUUCGCCUUUGUAGCCACCAUGCUGGCCUCCAGUGGCUACAUCCUCGUCCUCCUGUACAAUCACAGCAGGCAGGUCAGAUCCAUCCGACGCACUCAGCAAGGAACCUCCAUGGAAAUGCGUGCAGCCAAGACAGUUGUCAUGCUGGUGGUGCUCUACACCAUGUUCUUCGGCAUCGAUAACGUAAUCUGGAUCUACAUGCUGACUGUGGCCCAGGUCCCGCCUGUGGUGGCGGACAUAAGAGUGUUUUUCUCAUCGUGCUAUGCCAUGUUCAGUCCUUUCCUCAUGAUAAGCACCAAUAAGAAAAUAAAGGAGAGGAUGGUGUGUGCGGCUGGAGAACAUUUGUCUGAGGAGUCCACCAAAAAAUCAAACACUAUGUGAAAUGAGUUUUUUGUGACACUAGAUGUCAAAUAUUUUAUUAUCCAUGAUAUAUUAUUAAUUGUAAUUACUGUGCUAUGGUUGCACAAAAUAAAUCAAAAAUUAUUUGGUGCCCUUUGAA
Messenger RNA from Hemibagrus wyckioides, 1244 nucleotides. RefSeq names its product olfactory receptor class A-like protein 1. Gene Ontology annotation, cellular component: membrane. Gene Ontology annotation, biological process: G protein-coupled receptor signaling pathway. NCBI's taxonomy places the organism in Eukaryota, Metazoa, Chordata, Actinopteri, Siluriformes, Bagridae. Gene Ontology annotation, molecular function: pheromone receptor activity. The transcript is spliced from 2 exons. The record is from RefSeq and is a predicted model, not a curated record. Bases 95 to 1126 code for a protein of 343 amino acids.